AUGGGCGAACGACAUGAGCAGAUGGCGAUAGACCAAGGUCUCCUCCCACAGCCCAAUCUCAACGACCCUGAGCUAAGUUUCGAUCAUGCGCUCCGGUGCUCGAAUGGGAACCACGUGGAAGACCCUUCGUCCGCAUCAGCAAAGCAAGGUGAAUGGUGUGCAGAGCCCACCGAGAAGGACUGGGAACGUUUGAAACCGACAAUCGCCGAACUCUAUGCCAAAAACACUCUGGAAGAGGUUCGAAAGACGAUGAAGCACGAUCACGGCUUGAAAGUAAGCACGAAGAUGCUCAAAGACCGACGGCGCAAAUGGAACCUCGACAAGAACAUUAAAAGCCACGAAAUGAGAGCUAUCAUUCGCAUACAAGCGCAGUUGGAGCGUGCAGGCAAGACACCAGUAUUCACUCUUCGUGGCUCGCACGUAUCUCGAGAAAAAAUUGCGCGAUUUCGAAGAUCCAUGCGGGCUCUUUCUGACGAUAAGAUACUGAGGCUCCAAGACCCCACGCCGCCGGGACUGGUUUGCCAGACGCCAGUAGAUACUCCAAUCGUUGCUCCAGUCUUAAUACAGCUUGCUGAGCGUAUUGGGAGGUUGCUAAAAGAUUAUAUUCACGGCUCGUUCGACGCAGGCACUUGGUAUUUGACAGACAGUGGUGAAUGCGGGAGCACUAAGGGAUCCUGGAAGAUUAGCUAUGACUUCCACGGGGACUGUAAUCGAGCCCUUCAAUUUCUGGAUCGCAAUGAUCUUGGUAGUGCACGUCGAUACUUGGAUAUUGCUCUGGCGCGGACUCUUCGCGUGGCUCAAGAAGUCGAGAUUGACUGCUUCAUUCAACGUGCAGGCCGCUGGAGCUGGGAAACUCUGCACUUUGAAUAUCAGCGACUAUUCUAUUGCCUUAAGAAUGAUAGGGCGGGGGCGACGAAACGACUUGCUUCACUUCUCAGUGAUGUCGGAAAUAUUUUUGGAGCUACAGAUUUGCGAACACUCAAUAUUUGUCUGAAACUCGCAAGGUUUCACAUUCUUACUGGCGAGUUCAAGGAAGCAUUCGAGGUUGCUCAAAAAGUCAUAUCAAUAGAAGAGACUAGGCGGAAAACACACCCGUGGUACCUUGCGGAGGGAUACUUUACUUUAGCUACUGCUCAAGCCAGUUGGUCACGGGAAAUCCUGGCCGAGGAGAACUUCCGUCGCGCAAUUUACAUUGCCGCUGGUGAAUUUGGAUGGGAAGACACUGUUGUGAUUCGUUAUAUGUUACAUUUUGAGCAUUGGUUGGACAGCUGCGGCAGGCGGGAAGAAGCAGCUAGAGUCCGUGGAGACGGAGAGAUGUUGGUGAGUCGGAGACACCAAAAACUUGCUGAAGAAGAGAGAGAGCGGUGGGAAGCUUAUCAAGUAGCCCGUGGAUCUGUCAAAGACAAUGCUGACUCUGUUGAGUCUGUGGUAGAGUAG
This is a messenger RNA of Bacidia gigantensis, 1437 nucleotides long. RefSeq lists its product as uncharacterized. Gene Ontology annotation, molecular function: protein binding. The record is from RefSeq and is a predicted model, not a curated record. NCBI's taxonomy places the organism in Eukaryota, Fungi, Ascomycota, Lecanoromycetes, Lecanorales, Ramalinaceae. The transcript is spliced from 3 exons. The coding region runs from base 1 to 1437 and encodes 478 amino acids.